UGAAGUUACGACAUCUUUUCGAGCAGGAAUGCCUCUAAGAAAACACAGGCAACACUUUAAAAAGUAUGGCAAUUGUUUCACAGCAGGAGAAGCAGUGGAUUGGCUUUAUGACCUAUUAAGAAAUAAUAACAAUUUUGGUCCCGAAGUAACAAGGCAACAGACUAUCCAAUUAUUGAGAAAAUUUCUUAAGAAUCAUGUAAUUGAAGAUAUCAAAGGGAGAUGGGGAUCAGAAAAUCUUUAUGACAACGGUCAGCUAUUCAGAUUUCCUGCAAAUUCUCCACUUAAAACUCUUCCACGAAGGCAUCCAGAAUUGAGAAAAAACAGCAUAGAGAACUUUUCCAAGGAUAAAGACAGUAUUUUUAAAUUACGAAACUUAUCUCGUAGAACUCCUAAAAAGCAUGGAUUGCAAUUCUCUCAGGAAAAUACUGAAAACAUGAACUGUGAAAUAAUCAAUGAAGAUCAAGAAAACUCAGUUGAUAAUAGAGAAAUAAGUCAGAAAGAUAUUGAAGAAGUUUGGAGAUACAUUAUUCUGAACUACCUUCAAACCAUUUUAGGGGUGUCAUCCCUAGAAGAAGUCAUAAACCCAAAACAAGUGAUUCCUCAAUAUAUAAUGUACAACAUGACCAAUACAAGUAAACAUGGAGUAGUUGUACUACAAGACAAAUCAGAUGAUCUUCCUCAUUGGGUAUUAUCUGCCAUGAAGUGUCUAGCAAAUUGGCCAAGAAGUAAUGAUAUGAGUAAUCCAACCUACGUUGGAUUUGAACGAGAUGUAUUUAGAACAAUUGCAGAUUAUUUUCUAGAUCUCCCUGAACCUCUACUUACCUUUGAAUAUUAUGAAUUAUUUGUGAACAUUUUGGUUGUUUGUGGCUACAUCACAGUUUCAGAUAGACCCAGUGGGAUACAUAAAAUCCAAGAUGAUCUACAGUCUUCAAAAAUCCUUCACGUAAACAGUUUGAAUUCCUUCAAAUCAACUGAGUGUCUUCUUCUCAGUCUGCUUCGCAAAGACAAAAACAAAGAAGAAUCAAAUACUACUGAGAGACUGCAGAUAAGCGAUCACGGAUUUCAAGAAAAAUGGGUUAAGAAAGUGCAGCUAGUUGAUUUAAAAAACAGAAGAGCCAGUGCUAAUGACAUAAUAGGAGGAAGCUGUCAUAGUUUAAUAGGCUUAAGUAGUAUGCAUGCUUUAGCCUCUAACAUCAAACCAAGGUGCUAUUCUUUAGAAGGAAUUAUAGAUUUGCCAGGGAGUUCAUGUAAAGAGGUCUCCAGUGUCAUCCAUCAAUCUAUUCUGAAUAGAGAAGGACAAAAUAAUAAACAAUUUUUAGAGUCUGAGAUCAAACAGGAAUCCAUAAUGAAUCUUCAUUCAGAGGAAAGUAUUCAAAAGCCACUCUGUGUUGGUUUUAAGAGAACCUCUACUAUGACUGUUCAAGACCAAGAGGAGUUAUAUAAUGGGAAAAGCAAGUCAAGACAGCUUUGUAGAUCUCAGAGUUUACUUUUAAGAAGUAGUACGAAGAGGAAUAGUUAUAUCAAUAUGCCAGUGGCUGAAAUUAUCAUGAAACCAAAUCUUGGACAAGGCAGCACAAGUGUGCAAACAGCUAUGGAAGGUGAACAUGGAGAGUUUAGUGCCACAAUCAAUAAAAGACUCUGCAAAAGUACAAUAGAACUUUCAGGAAAUUCUUUACCUUCAGCCUCUUCUAUGUUGACUGGCACACAAAGUUUGCUGCAACCUCAUUUAGAGAGGGUUGCCAUCAAUGCACUACAGUUAUGUUGCUUGUUACUUCCCCCACCAAAUCGUAGAAAGCUUCAACUUCUGAUGCGCAUGAUUUCUCGGAUGAGUCAAAAUGUUGAUAUGCCCCAACUUCACGAUGCAAUGGGUACAAGAUCACUGAUGAUACACACGUUUUCUCGAUGUGUGCUAUGCUGUGCCGAAGAAGUGGAUCUUGAUGAGCUGCUUGCUGCAAGAUUAGUUUCUUUCUUAAUGGAUCAUCAUCAGGAAAUUCUUCAAGUACCCUCUUACUUACAGGCUGCAGUGGAGAAACAUCUUGACUACUUAAGAAGGGGCCUUAUUAAAAAUCCUGGAGAUGGACUGAUUGCGCCUUUGCCAACAUAUUCAUACUGUAUGCAGAUUAGUGCUCAGGAGUUUGAUGAACAAAAAGUUUCUACCUCUCAAGAUGCAAUUGCAGAACUUUUGGAGAAUAUUAUUAAAAGCAAGAGUUUGCCUUUAAAGGAGAAAAGGAAAAAACUAAAACAGUUUCAGAAGGAAUAUCCACAGAUAUAUCAGAAAAGAUUUCCAACCACGGAAAGUGAAGCAGCACUUUUUGGUGAUAAACCUACAAUCAAGCAACCAAUGCUAAUUUUAAGAAAACCAAAGUUUCGUAGUAUGAGAUAGUAACUGAAUUACAAAUUAUAUAAUACUUGUGAAACUUAAGUAAAUAAAGCCAUAUCUAAGAAUCCAGCUACUUUUUAAAAAGGAAGUCUGUUUAUUAGUUUUUUCCUAAACAAAGCACAUUGUACAAGGAA
Molecule: messenger RNA, 2514 nt
Organism: Myotis lucifugus (little brown bat)
Lineage: Eukaryota; Metazoa; Chordata; Mammalia; Chiroptera; Vespertilionidae
Gene: DEPDC1
Product: DEP domain containing 1
Exons: 11
Coding region: 29-2383 (784 amino acids)
Biological process (GO): intracellular signal transduction
Cellular component (GO): transcription repressor complex; nucleus
Source: RefSeq, a predicted model, not a curated record